AUGGUUUCAGUGGCGAUGCAGUGCAAGGAGCAUUUAUGUCAACAUGGCUACAACUAUGAGACAUACUACCUGGUUGAAUCAGAUCAAAGGAAGAUUGUAAGAUCGGAUCCUAGUAUAACUUUCGAAAUGCACAUCGCUAUACUAGCAGCUAGCAACGGUCAUAUACUUCUAUCAACUGUCUCACAACCAGACGCGGCCGAUCCAGUCUAUGAAAUAGUUGUUGGAGGUGGAGGUAAUAAAUUCACGGAGCUGAGAGGAAAUUUGAAAAGGAAUGCAAAAGCGUCUGCGAAGACUGUUGGCAUUUUAUCCACAAUUGAGUUCAGGGCGUUUUAUAUUAAAAUAACUGAAGAUGGUCUCAUUGAGUUUGGUCGCGAAGGUGAUAUACUACCUAUCUUAAGCUAUCAGGACAUGGAUCCCAUAAACAUACAUUAUUUUAGUUUCGCAGCCUGGAAUGGUGUGGAAGCUAAAUUUCUUUAUGAUUGUCCCAUACCCUUGAAGAAUGCUACAGAAGUUCCGUCAUCUGAUUCUGUAAUGGUAGAACCGAAAAUGUCGAAUUCCGAUAUGCUUAAAAGAUCACUGCUUUUAAAUAGGGAUCCUAAUAUAGCACCCAGAUCUAAAGUUACUGUUCAAUUGGGAGUAAAAAUCACAAGUAUAACGUAUGAUCCCUUUGAAACCAAAUUGCGAACGGGUUUAUCUGUGGUUAGGAAAUGGACUGAUGAUAGCAUGGCGUGGAAUCCCCUAAAAUUUAAUGGAACAAGUCGUCUAACGUUCCGCCAAGGACAAAUUUGGAGCCCAAGCCUAUCUAUUUACAAUUCGGACACUAUUGGAUUUUUGGAUGCCAAAAACUCGGAACCUAUAACCAUGUUUGAAAGUGGUGAAACGAUAUUGCAUAUGCAGACUACGAUACAAACUUGGUGUCUUGAUUAUUCUGACAUGUUGACAAAAUGGCCCCACGAUGAAUACGAUUGCGUCAUUGUGAUUGAACCAUGGGAAAAUCAUGAGGAUAUAACAUUUCAAAAACUAGACCCUGAAGACAUGAAAGCUACUAGCCAUAUAUAUGAGACUAUAAACAAUGACUAUGGGGAAAGUAAUGAAGAUGAAAUGGAAACUUCUGGAAUUAGAAAUAUAGAAGCAAUGCAGAGUGACAAUAAAGAGUACAACGAAUCUGUAGAAUUAGCAGAAGCAAUCGAUAAAAUAUUGUUUUUUAUUUACAGCAUGACUUUUGCUGUUAUGCUUGCUUUGCAUUUUUAA
This is a messenger RNA of Danaus chrysippus (African queen), 1251 nucleotides long. Lineage: Eukaryota; Metazoa; Arthropoda; Insecta; Lepidoptera; Nymphalidae. The record is from the annotation of a GenBank genome assembly.